Phasianus colchicus (ring-necked pheasant) is the source of this 1249-nucleotide messenger RNA. It is a transcript of the gene PROCA1, whose product is annotated as protein interacting with cyclin A1. Gene Ontology annotation, molecular function: A2-type glycerophospholipase activity. NCBI's taxonomy places the organism in Eukaryota, Metazoa, Chordata, Aves, Galliformes, Phasianidae. The record is from RefSeq and is a predicted model, not a curated record. Gene Ontology annotation, biological process: arachidonate secretion; phospholipid metabolic process.
AUGCGCGGGCACCGGGACACGGGGAUGGACAGAGCUGCCGCGGGGCAGAGCCGGGCCGUGCAAUGCUGCGCCGUGCCGAGCCGAGCCGAGCCGUGCCGCCCCGCGGUGGGCGGGCCGUGCCGAGCCGCGCUCCGCUAUAAGGCGGCCCCGCAGCAGCGGUGGCCCCGCGAUGCCAUGUGCGCCCCGCGCUGCCUCUUCCUCCCCCUCCUCCUCUUCCUCCUCCUCCUCCCGCUGUUGGCGGCCCCCAGCCCCGCAGUGGCCCCGUCGGGGCGGCCCCGUGUCCGCCGAGGGCUCACCUACCCCGGGACGCUGUGGUGCGGCGCCGGGAGCAACGCGGACAGCUACGAGCAGCUGGGUGAGCACCGUGACACCGACCGCUGCUGCCGGGACCACGACCACUGCCAGCACGUCAUCCACCCCUUCACCUCCCGCUAUGGUUACCGCAACCUGCGCUGGCACACCAUCAGCCACUGCGACUGCGACCGCCGGUUGAAGGAGUGCCUGCAGCAGGUGAACGACACGGCGUCGCGCGUGGUGGGACAGGCGUUCUUCAACGUCAUCCAGGUGCCGUGCUUUGAGUUUGCCUACAAGGAGGAGUGCGUGCAGCCGUACCUCUAUGUGUGGUGCAGGGCGUACAACACGGUGGCCGUGGCGGUGCCCAAGGAACCGGUGCUGUAUGAGUUUGGUGGGGAGCUCAUCGACAGGGCAGCGUGGCCUGGGGGGGAACCCCUGGACCUCCCAGCUGUGAAAGUGAGGAAAAGGAUGAAGGAAAAGAGGAAGAAGGGGAAAGGUUUGAAGAAGAGCCCUUCUGGAAUCAGGGAGCUGAACCACGCCGCAUCUGUCACCCCCAUUCCCCCCAACUCAGGGGGACAGGACAGCAGGAAGAGGAGGAGGAAGGAGAGGAACAGAAAGAAGAGGCUGAAAAGCAACACUGAGGCAGCAUGAGCCUCACGCCCACCCUGUGGGGGCUCUUGUUGUGUUAAUUAAUAAAGUGGGUAAUGAGCAGCCACUGCAGUGUGUUGGGGGUCUGCGGGGUGAGAGCCAUGGUGGGGCCAGAGAGGGGGCAUAUGGGGCAGUGGUGCCCAUCCAACACACAGGUCUGGUCCUGGUGCAUGACAGCAAGGGAGAACCCAAGGUCUGCAGGGCCGUGUGAGGAAGAGUUAUGUGGGCUCCAGCUGCACAUCAUUGCUCACACUGGCUGUGGUUGUGGCUCUGAGGAAGGCAGCCACAGCACUGCACAGGGCUGAAC